Seminavis robusta is the source of this 144-nucleotide messenger RNA. NCBI's taxonomy places the organism in Eukaryota, Bacillariophyta, Bacillariophyceae, Naviculales, Naviculaceae. The record is from the annotation of a GenBank genome assembly.
UUAGACAGUAGAAGUGGUUCAGAGUUGCUUGAGUCCACGUGUUCCUUCCAGUACUUUUCGUUGAAUGGGGAUGUUGGUUUAUAUGAUGUUGUCUGUGGGCGAGCUUGGAGCCCGGUUGUACCCACGAUUGGGAUGUGCGAUUGA